AUGUCAAUAAAACAUGUAGCAUUUGGCAGAGGCGGCGAUAAGAGAACGUUUCCGUCGUUUGUACAGCCCGAUAGAGUUGGUAACGAGAAUUUGCUGCCUGUGCUCUAUCAGGAUCCAAAGAUGGGACCAGGAAAAUACGAUAUUGAUAGACAAACGACAUUCGUCUCUAAUUUCAGCCCAAAUAUCCUCAGCCCAAAAGGAUACAUCAUCGGAGGACGAAAAAGCAAGCGCUUUGAGGAUCAAGUCGAAUCUGGUGUCCCACCAAAUUUCUAUUUUCGAAGAAUUCACGAUGAAAAAGUUUCCCGCGAUUCUUUCCUCCCUUUCAAUUCUCAAAAGGGACCGAGGUUUCAGAAAGAAAAGACAGUUCUUGGGCCAACGAUCGGGAGCUACAAUGUAACGGAGGACUUUGGCAGGCAGGUCAAGCAUUGGAGAAGAGCACCAGCGAGUAUGAAAGAAAAACGAAGAGUUCCUCUGAAUCCGACCCGAUCUAUUCUGAUCGAGGAGAAAGAGCACAAACGAUACUGCAGACGACUGGACUACCUUUCACUUUAUUUUUGA
This is a messenger RNA of Oikopleura dioica, 558 nucleotides long. The record is from the annotation of a GenBank genome assembly. NCBI's taxonomy places the organism in Eukaryota, Metazoa, Chordata, Appendicularia, Copelata, Oikopleuridae.